This is a messenger RNA of Peniophora sp. CBMAI 1063, 825 nucleotides long. The record is from the annotation of a GenBank genome assembly. Lineage: Eukaryota; Fungi; Basidiomycota; Agaricomycetes; Russulales; Peniophoraceae.
AUGCGUUACUCUCUCCGCAACACCGCUGCUCGUCAGGAGCGUCGCCGGCGCACUGGACAGGAGGAGACCACUCCUCAGCCUCAGCUUGCGCCUCAGCCUCAGCUCGCGCCUCAGACUGUGCCCGUGCACGUCGUAUUGGCGCCGCCCGUUACGGUCUCUACUACUCCGGCUUCCGCGGCAAUCAGCAACUUCGCCGCGCAACUCAACAACCUCGACAUGGCCAUGCCCGCGACUCCGCACGGUACAUCGUCCAUCUACCUCCGCACCCCGAGGGCUCCCCGCAAGACCGGGAUCUGGAAACAAUAUCCCAUUAUCCAGCCGGGCGACAACAGCAACAACGGCUCUUCCUCCCACGGCUCGCCCACACCGACUCCUACUCCCGGUCCCUCGACCCAGCGCCGUCGUGUGAACAUCACGACGGAGUAUAGCGCUUCGCGGGACGCGGCGGCGCGCGAGGCGAAGUUGAGGCAUGGACACAAGGCGCAGUUGGCUGAGGUUCGCAGGAAGAAGGACGAGUAUAAGAACGAGGCGCUUGAGGCGAAGCGGAGGAUCGCAGAGUUGGAGGCCGAGGUGGCUUAUUAUCGCGGUCGCUACGACGGCCCAGAGGAGGGCUCGUCGCGCGAGGCAGGCCCGUCGACGCGCCCGAUGCGUCUUGGACCGAACGGGACGGAGGUCAUCGAUAUCGAGACUGUGUGGCUGCGGGAGGCGGCCGUUGGGCCAAAUGGGACGGAGUUGUUCAACGAGGAUGGACGGAGGGUGUUCUUGAAGAAGCAGAAGGCGCUCGUGGGCGACUUUUGGAGGACGCAGAAGGAGCUCAGGGACUGA